Spirometra erinaceieuropaei is the source of this 306-nucleotide messenger RNA. Lineage: Eukaryota; Metazoa; Platyhelminthes; Cestoda; Diphyllobothriidea; Diphyllobothriidae. The record is from the annotation of a GenBank genome assembly.
AUGCUGACGUUAAAUUCACGGUCGAAACAACCAAAAUCGAAACAGCACGCACUGUUCCUUUCCCUCCCCCUCCUCCUCCUCCUCCUCCUCCUCUUCCGCCUCUUCCUCCUCCUCCUGGACUUUCUCGGUCGCGCACGCCGCCAAAAUCAGGACUGGGCUUAUGACAACGACGCCGUCAUCAGCAACCUGCUAGCCGAGGGGGGCCUCCUGCGCGAAGCAUACGCCAACCGCCCCACCGACGACAACAAAGCAGUCUACUACCGACGCCGCCAACGCCCAUCUGCCUCAAGUGGAGCCCAAUGUUGA